This is a messenger RNA of Canariomyces notabilis, 750 nucleotides long. RefSeq lists its product as uncharacterized. Gene Ontology annotation, biological process: nucleolar large rRNA transcription by RNA polymerase I. Gene Ontology annotation, molecular function: RNA polymerase I cis-regulatory region sequence-specific DNA binding. The coding region runs from base 1 to 750 and encodes 249 amino acids. The transcript has 2 exons. Lineage: Eukaryota; Fungi; Ascomycota; Sordariomycetes; Sordariales; Chaetomiaceae. Gene Ontology annotation, cellular component: RNA polymerase I upstream activating factor complex. The record is from RefSeq and is a predicted model, not a curated record.
AUGGAAUCGCCGCCCUCAGAUGCAAACUCUAAUGAGAGUCCACCAAAUCGAAACGACUUGUCAGCGCCGUCGUCCAACCAGGUUGAUAGACCCCGAGGGCGAGAGGCGAACGUCUAUGAUGCCGUCGCAGGUCGCAUCACGCUGAAUGGUCCCCUCAGCGACGCAGAAUCCGCCCGAAGCAGGAGCAAGCGUCGCCGCAGCUGGUCUGCCGGCCGCUACUCGUCGCGCGAUCCGCGACUAGCUCCGGAGGAGGUCCUGUUCAGACGCGAGGACGCCCCCGUCCGGUACGCCGAACACGACAUUUACUGGGCCAACGAGGACCUGCCGGACGGCGGGCUCGGCCAACUCCCCAACGGGGAUCUCUUGAAGUCGGUCCACGGCUAUGGCAGCAGGUUCUACGAGGCGGUGGCGGCCCGGUUGGGCCCUCCUUGUGUCGUGGGCACCAGACUUGUCGACGAACGGAGCAUGGACGAGACUGCCCUCCUCGCCUUUGGCAUUCUAAUCGAGGAGGCCUGCCGAGACGCCAUUGGCAAGAAGGGAGACCUGGCCUUUACUGAGGGAUCGACUGAGCAGCCGACCGCCGGAGUUGCCAAGGCCCAGCGGACUGGCGAUUUCGCCGCCGGUUGGGUUUCUCAGGGCGCCCGCGAAGUUGUUGACGAGGAUACUAACGUUACCUCGUCGCAUUCGGGCAGGAGGAAAAAGCGGAGGAAGGUGGCAGAGGCAAACCUGGGGGAGAAGUAUGUGCCCUAG